Molecule: messenger RNA, 723 nt
Organism: Fomitopsis serialis
Lineage: Eukaryota; Fungi; Basidiomycota; Agaricomycetes; Polyporales; Fomitopsidaceae
Exons: 3
Coding region: 1-723 (240 amino acids)
Source: RefSeq, a predicted model, not a curated record
AUGGGCCGCCCACUCUUUUCCAACCACCAGCAGACCCCCGCUGUGCGCGUCGAGCCCGAGCAGCCGCAGCCGACUGCGAAAAAUGGACACUCGGACGAGUUCUUUGAGCGCAGCGACGCCGUCUACGAGGCGUUCAUGCCCCAGGAUGGCACGGCGCUCCCCCAGCCGCCCCCGCUGAUCGAGGUGCCCCCGUCCAGCAGCUCGAGCGAGGCGAGCUCGAGUGGCCGUGGAAGCCCUACCGAGGAGGCACGGAGGGACUUAUCAUCCGAAGAGAUUGACCUGGCGCUGAGGAGAGAGGCGGACUUAAUCAGGCUCAGUGCGACCAGGGAGGACGAGAUACAGAGGCGAGUUCGCGAGGCCAGGGAGACCUUCACAGAUACGCGCUCGCCCGGUCCUACUGUGCCCACCGAUACGGACCCUCAGCGCGUUCUCCGCUACGUCCAGGGCCUCGACAGCAUCUCACGCCAAAGCCAGGAAGCCACGCAGAUUAUCCGCGGGCUCCUUCCGUCCGCGGACCCCGCAGAGCGCGCAGCCGCUCGUCGAUUCGAAGAGUACAUGGCGCACCGCAACGAGCCCAUCGACGCCCAACCGAGGAGAGCAGACUCUUCCGCCCCGAGCGCUCGCACGAGGUCUCGCCCGAACGUGCGCCACGUGCCGGACCGUGGCUACAACCACUUCCCUGACGCGCCGCGCGUUGACCUCAGCUCCUGGAUCGUUUCGUGA